Molecule: messenger RNA, 1703 nt
Organism: Fimicolochytrium jonesii
Lineage: Eukaryota; Fungi; Chytridiomycota; Chytridiomycetes; Spizellomycetales; Powellomycetaceae
Product: regulator of chromosome condensation 1/beta-lactamase-inhibitor protein II
Exons: 2
Coding region: 189-1580 (463 amino acids)
Source: RefSeq, a predicted model, not a curated record
AGAGGCCGAACACCUCUGGACAUAGGUACGUAUGGGUGUUGCCUGCCGUAGCCACGUCUGCCCGCGCGGAAGCAGCGCAUUGACCACCGAUCACCACUUCAGCACGGGCGUGGAAGAGAGAAGAUGUCAUUCGCUAUCUCGAGCCCCUUUGUUGAGGGUGGUCGGUGCAUCGGCUAUGGUAUCUAUGCAUGGUUCUCCUGGCUGGUCAGGACUUAAAUGAAUGGUGUUUGCAUGAUGCUGUAUAUGUAGCUGCGUGCGCUUCUCACCGGUGUGCUGUAUCUCCAAGUUUUCGUCUUAAUGCAGAAAACGCGUGUGGGGGUUCGCUGAGUGAUGUCACUUUUGUUGUCUCCAAGGCUUCAUCUCACAACAAUCUCUUGGGUCACCGUAAAGCAUACAUACAUAGUGCUACGUCCCUUGUCCUCGGAAAGCUGCCUACCAUGCCCCUUCUAGCUUGCGGCUCCAACGCCCACGGCCAACUCGGCAUCAAUUCCACAACGGACGUGCACACGCCGACACAAUGCGAGAUCGCCCUGCCAGCGUUCACACACCCAAUAUCCAUCUCCGGCGGCGCUAACCAUACCAUCAUCAUCACCUCAUCAAGGGAGCUCUUCGCCGCUGGACACAAUGAAAGCGGGCAACUAGGUCUGGAUGGCGGUGACCGCCACGUGUUUACGCCCAUCCCUUGGUCGCGCGACGAGCGGGGCGUACCGGUGCUGGCGGCUUGCGGAUGGGACCACACGGUUGUGUUGAACGCGGAAGGGAGGGUGUGGGGGUUUGGAAACAAUGUGUAUGGCCAGCUGGGGUUAGGGCCUGAUGUCGCUAAGACGCACGAGGCGGUGGAGAUCCCGCUUCCAGAGGGCAGCGGCGAGAUUGUGAGGAUUGCGUGCGGGAUGCGAUUUACGGUUUUUCUGGAUGAAGCUGGCAAAGUGUACGCGUGCGGUGCCAACAAAGCCGGAGAGUUGCUGCCAUUGCGGGCUGAGGCGGAGUUGGAUGUGGUCUUCAAUGUCCGGCCGCUGGUGCUCCCGCCAUGUCGGGACGUGGCUUGCGGGCAGUACCAUGUGGUUUUCGCGGAGGAGGACCGUGGUAUUCUGAGCCAGGGGAGGAAUCGGCAUGGGCAGCUGGGCCCGGCAGACGGGCUGCUGUCGGGUGACUCCGCUGAGGAGGGUAGCACAUCCCGACGGCGAAGUAGUCGGUUCUGCCGGUUCGACGAGGAUCGUGCGAAAGAUUGUUCGGAGCUGUUCUCCGGAUGGAAUUUCUCGGGAUAUGUUUCUCAAAGCAAGCGGUUGAUCCUAUGGGGCCGCAAUAAUUUCGGUCAACUCGGUAUAGGGACAAUCGACGACAACCAGCCUCCGACACAGUCACCCAUAGAAGAUGUGAUGCAGAUUGCGUGUGGUGCGGAGCAUACCGUGGCCUUGACCGCGAACGGGCAAUGCUUCAUCUGGGGCUGGAAUGAACAUGGCAACUGCGGGUUGGGACAUACGACUGACGUGCAUACGCCGACGGAAAUACCAUACAGUGGAGGGAAUGUGAGGAUCGUUGGCUGUGGCUACGGCCAUACGCUUCUGUACACCGACGGGUAGGAAGCAGAACAUCAAUCAAUGACACCCCGAUCGAGAAAGGGAGAAUCCGAAGGUGCUGGGGUAAUAGUUCUUGGCGGACCGGUGGAAGUGACAAUACAGAGUAGCGUUAGACAGAAGGGAUAA